This is a messenger RNA of Procambarus clarkii (red swamp crayfish), 1514 nucleotides long. Its product is annotated as S-phase kinase-associated protein 1. NCBI's taxonomy places the organism in Eukaryota, Metazoa, Arthropoda, Malacostraca, Decapoda, Cambaridae. Gene Ontology annotation, biological process: SCF-dependent proteasomal ubiquitin-dependent protein catabolic process. The record is from RefSeq and is a predicted model, not a curated record. Gene Ontology annotation, cellular component: nucleus; cytoplasm. Gene Ontology annotation, molecular function: cullin family protein binding.
GUGUGUGUGUGUAGAAGUGGUUGAGGGAGCGGCCGCCAGGUGUCAGUGUGGUAGCGGGCGCACGAUACACUCCACGGCUACACCUUCACCGUCUCCCUCAAGAUGCCUAGCAUUAAGCUUCAGAGCAGUGAUGGCGACACCUUUGAGGUGGACGUAGAAAUUGCCAAGCAGAGUGUCACCAUAAAAACUAUGUUGGAGGACUUGGGAAUGGAUGAGGAUGAAGAGGAGGUGGUGCCCCUUCCAAAUGUAAAUGCAGCGAUUCUCAAGAAGGUAAUUCAGUGGUGCACGUAUCACAAAGAUGACCCACCUCUUCCUGAUGAUGACGACAACAAGGAAAAGAGGACCGAUGACAUCUCAUCUUGGGAUGCAGAUUUUUUGAAGGUUGAUCAAGGUACUUUGUUUGAAUUGAUCUUGGCAGCCAACUACUUGGAUAUCAAAGGCCUUCUUGAUGUUACAUGCAAGACUGUUGCCAACAUGAUCAAGGGCAAGACACCUGAUGAAAUUCGUAAAACCUUCAACAUCAAGAACGAUUUUACGCCCUCUGAAGAAGAACAGGUCCGCAAGGAGAAUGAGUGGUGUGAAGAGAAGUAAGAGCAUUCAUAGCCGUUCUGGACACUUGAUUAUACACAUCCUCAGCCUUAGUGAAGAAAUGUGAAGACUAUAGUGAUUGUAUAGUCAUUGAAUAUCUGAAUAUUCAUGGAAAUGAAUGGAUUACUUGGAAUGGGAUGCAACUAAGUGAUUUAGAUAUGACAUUGUAUGUAAUGUCCCCUUUUACCUAUUACACAAUGAAGUUUGUCUCGUAUAUAAUUAUUUGAAGUCUAUGCUAUGUUCAUGUCGGUAAGAUGACAGUAAUGGAAUUAUUUUCUUCUUAUGUUGACUAGUUAAAAAAAUAUAUAUACAAGUUCAUUUGAAUCAGGAUAUUGAGUGAUAGAAAAGAUUUAAUUUAUUGACUAGUAUAGCAGUGAUGAAUCCAGCUGAAAUUAAAAAAAUAUAUGCAUUAUCUGUGUGUAUUUGUCACAAUUUGAAUUUCAUCCAUCUGUCCAUUGCUUAUACAUUUAUGCAUGUAUAAUAUUCGAGGGCAGUUCUUAGCACGUAUAGUGUCGGUAAAUGGAAAUUAAUGUACUUUACUUUUAAAUGUGAUAAUGCAUUUUGAUAUCUUAGUUCAGAAAAGUCUUAUCAUAUAGAAAAUACAGCAAUUCACAAACUGUUAAUGAAGUUUGUAAAAUACAUAGUGUUCUGAUUUUCUUGUUACACUAUUCCUUUGUAAGUUAAGUGUGCCUUAUUUAUUGGUUUACAUGUUCUGUAUUAGUGUUCAAUUUAUAAAAUAUAUUGAUCAAAAUAACAUUAAUCCAGUGUCUUUCUCAUUUAAACAUAUGGCUUUAUUAGUCAACAAAAUUAUAUAACUUCUCCUACUCCUCAAUGUUUCUUCAAACAUGUCCUUUGUUUUCAUUUUUUUGUAUACAUGAAUACCAGCAGCUUUUAUUAGAGGUCUAUAAAUAAACCCUCUGUUUUCA